This is a messenger RNA of Plasmodium vivax (malaria parasite P. vivax), 2716 nucleotides long. RefSeq lists its product as hypothetical. The coding region runs from base 1 to 2514 and encodes 837 amino acids. Lineage: Eukaryota; Apicomplexa; Aconoidasida; Haemosporida; Plasmodiidae. The transcript is spliced from 3 exons. The record is from RefSeq and is a predicted model, not a curated record.
AUGGCGGGGGUCCACCGAGCGGAAGAAGCCGUGCACGGUGCCGAAAUGGAGGACGGGGUGAAGACGGCCAGUCGAAGGAACGAGGAGUACGAGGGGGCCACGUACCAGCAGGAAUACACAUCAAAUGUGCAGAACAACCAGGGGGAAGAAGCAACAGUUGCGGGUGAGUACCCAUAUGAAGGGAACUACGGUAGCAAUUUGAACAAGGAGCUGCUGCGCAAUGUGCCAAAUAAGAAAAAAAAAAACAAGUACGAAGGGAUGUAUAAUAAUAAGGGGAAGGGGGAGAAGGAGAAGAAGAACGCAGGAGAGAAGGAGAACACGCCGUAUUGCUCGUUUAACAAUUUCGAGGAGGGCGCAGGAGCGGAGGUGCACCCAAACGGGGGUGGAUUCACCAACCAGGGGCACGACGAGGAGGGGGGAGACAACCCAGGGGGGAGCGGCCAAACGGGUCGUAGCAACGCCCCCGAGCAGAGCAACGAUGAGCAGGAGGACGAAGCCCCGUUCAACCAGGAGAAGCUAAAAAAAAUGGACAAGAAGAAAAAAAAAAUGAUGGAGAGAGGAAAGAAUAAGAAGAAGAAGGAAAAUGUGGACGACAAGAAAUUCAGCGAAGUGUACAAUUCUAUAUACGAAAAUUUAAAAAAAAAAAAAGGAUCAAAGAAGAGUGGGGAGGAUCAUCACUAUGGGAAUAAGAGCGAUUUUUACGAAAUAAAUUAUGCGUCUUCUGAUCAGGUGAAUUCUACGUCUAGUGUAGAGGAGGACUCCCUUUUCAGCGACGACGUGUUGAAGAAGUACAUCAUAGGGCAGGUGCUGAACAUCAUUAGGACGUCUUUCCACUGGGCGAUCACUUCCUUUAUGCUAUUCACCCUAUUUGAGCACUUCUCCGUCUUUUACGUGUACCGCUUAGUCUCCUUUUUAACCCUCUUCCUGUUUACGCCCAUUUCGAUAUACCUAGUAAAAACGAGGAGCAUAAAAUUUUUCCUCAUAGCGACGAACACGGUUAGGCUGGUCGUGUGGGGCUUCUGCAUCCCCUUCCUGUAUAGCCUCUACCGAGAUGAAAUAAAAAAAUACUACGUGAAUCGCUUCUACGAGUUUGUUUUUACCCUCCUCUUGCUGAUUGAUAAUGUGCAAGUGAAUAUUUCCAAUCUGAUUGACAUAGACAAUAAUGGAAUUGACUUUCUUUCGAAGAAGUACCACUUGAAGGUUACCGAGAGAGCCAAAAGGAAGUUCCUCACGCUACAUCAGUUUUUUUUUGACGCAUCCUUCAUCGUGGUGAACCCGUUGAUUAUAUUUAUUAUGUACCUCUUUAGCAACUUCUUUAGUGAGCCCUACCUUAGGGACGUCUUCGUCUACCUCUCUUCGUUCAUCUUCGCUGUCAUUACGAUCAUCUCGUUGGCGGUGUACACGCUGGGGUUGGAGGAAGCCGAGAAGACGCUCAAGCGAAGUGGGGGCAAGCGCCACUCUGCGGGCCUGGAGUCGCAGGCCACGGCGGAGGACAGCGUAGAGGACCUGGUCGAAGCGGGCAACUACGAUGGCGGCGAACUGGACGACCCCGAUGAGGAUGACGUGGAUGAGGAGGAUGCGGAUGAAGAUGGAACCGCCACGAAGCGACGGGCGAACAGACGGGCGAACCGCCGAGCAAACAGAGAGGAAGACGAAAGGGAACAACACCGCGAUAACGAAGACGACUUUGGGAAGUACUACGCCAAGCACAGCCGUAAGGAGGAGAAACGAGUGACUUAUAAUACCUACCCAAACAUUUAUAACGACCAGACGAAGAAGUACCUGACGGAACGAUCUAACAUAGAGUAUGACGAUUACAACGGGUUCGAGCAGAUGUCCUUGAAGGGUCAAUAUAAGAAGCAAUUUUACGAACUGGUAGAUAACGUCCUUCGGAUUAAGAAUGAAAACACGCUGCUGUUUUAUAUAUGCUCCCUCUCCUUCCUUAACAGCGUGGAGGACAUUAUGAUCCUCAUGCUCAUCCCCCUGACCUCCAUCUACGUCUCCGAGUAUUUCUACAUCGGUAGCAUCUUCGUGCAGCUGCUCAUCGCCGUCAUCCUCAUUUCCCUCACCAAGUGCUUCGAGAACAUCUCCUACUACUCCAACAAGCGCAACAUCAUCGCGCUGAAGGACAUUUUCAUCGGAAUCGUCCUGUCCGGAGCCUCCCUCCUGUUCUUCUUCUUCCCCUUCCUGAUGAUCAACCACCUGAACAUCUACAGCUUUUUAAUUUUCUACAUCUUCUGCUGCCUCUUCUACUUCUUCUUCUCGACCAACCUGAAGACCACACUCUCCCUCAACCUGCAGAAGUACGUGCGGGAGUCCAAGUCAGACGUAUACAACUUCGUGGGUCUGUUCAUGUCCUUCGUGAACCUCCUGUUUGUCAUCCUGACGACCUUCUUCCUCUCGGUGAUGGAUAACUUCGUCGUCAACUACGUGAUGAUUUGCUUCUUCCUGAUCCUUUUGCUGGGCCUGCUCUACGCCUGGGCCACCGCCACGCUGAAGAAGGACUCCAGCUAGCUGCACGAAGUUGGUGUAGAAGCUGUUGAGGAGGCUGCUAAAGAAGCUGAAGGAUAAACUGCCAAACGAACUGCCAAACGGACUGCCAAACGAACUGCCAAACGAACUGCCAAACGGACUGCCAAACGAACUGCCAAACGAACUGCCAAACGAAUUGCCAAACGAAUUGCCAAACGAGCUGCCAAACGAGCUGCCAAACGAG